Molecule: messenger RNA, 2103 nt
Organism: Notechis scutatus (mainland tiger snake)
Lineage: Eukaryota; Metazoa; Chordata; Lepidosauria; Squamata; Elapidae
Source: RefSeq, a predicted model, not a curated record
AUGUACACCAACGGCACUACAGUGGACCAUUCUCCUUGCAGGUUUUGGCGCCAAGUCGGGGGACAUCUGCGCCUGAUUGAAUGCAACAGCGAUGGCAUUGUGUGGGGAGUCGGUUAUGACCACACCGCCUGGAUUUACACAGGGGGUUAUGGAGGAAGUUUUUUGUCAGGUUUGGCAGGCAGCCCUGAGAAUAUUCACCCCCAGACUGAUGUGAAGGGCGUCUAUAUUUACGAAAAUCAACGGUGGAAUCCCGUCACGGGCUACAGUAACAGAGGCCUGCCCACCGACCGGUAUAUGUGGAGCGACGCCUCUGGUUUAUGCGAGUGUACCAAAGCUAACACCAAGCCCCCAUCCCCGCUGUGGUCUUGGGUGUCUGACUGGGCCAUCGAUUUCAGUAUUUCGGGUGGGACCGACCGAGAAGGUUGGCAGUACGCAGCAGACUUUCCCGCGUCUUAUCACAGCUACAAAACAAUGAGGGACUUUGUGCGCCGGAGACGCUGGGCCAGGAAAUGUAAGAUUGUCACCAGUGGGCCCUGGCUGGAAGGACCUCCCAUCGCUCUGCGAGAUGUUUCUAUCAUGUCGCAGCCUCCUGGGUCGACGGAAGAUUUUGUUCCCCUUUGGGCCAUCAGCGACAAGGGAGACGUGCUGUGCCGGCUGCAAGUCACACCCCAAAACCCAGCGGGCACCUCUUGGCUGCAUGUGGGAACAGACCAACCCUUUGUUUCAGUCACCAUAGGAAUGUUUUACCAAGUCUGGGCUGUCGCCCAAGAUGGCUCGGCAUUCUGUCGCGGUUCAGUGUCAUCAAAGAAACCAGAAGGCGAAUGCUGGUACCACGUUCCUUCUCCUCUGAAGCAGAAGUUAAAGCAAGUGUCCGUGGGACGAACGGCUGUGCUGGCGGUGGAUAAAAAUGGUAAUCUGUGGUUUCGUGCCGGAAUCACACCGAGUUACCCUCAAGGAUCUAGUUGGGAACAUAUUUCAAACAACGUCCGGAAAGUUUCUGUGGGACCCUUGGAUCAGAUCUGGGUGAUAGCUGACAAAGUCCAAGGGAGUCACAGCCUGAGCUGUGGAACUGUCUGCCGUCGGACCGGCGUCCAACCGUUGGAACCCAAGGGCGCCUCUUGGGACUACGGCAUUGGGGGAGGCUGGGAACACAUCACCGUACGAGGAAACGCCACCGAAAGGACCAAGAUGGCAGCUCAGGAUGGUCCAAGCAGCUCUCCUCGGGACCUUAGUAGCUUAGAAGUUCCCGGAAGCUACGAGCCGCGAACCACCAUUUUUGUAGACGGCGUCCAAGGCUUGGACCGAAACGCUGUCCAGUGUUGACUGGUCUGGUCUCUUGAAGUUUCCACCUUCCGCUCAUUCUGGAUCACGGAAGCUACCCUGAAGACUAGGCUGGUGUUUGAACGCUCGUUCUGAGUGUGCCAAGAGGCCAAGUCAACUCCCAAGCAUGCCGUACUACUGAACCCUUCCAUCUUGUGUCCCUUUGGUGAGAGAGCGGGAGUGUUGACCCCAUCCUCCUCCAAGGGAUGCUCCACCCUGGGUGUCUGCCAGGUGUUGUGCGGUUGUGAUCUCCCAGAAUUCCCCACUUCUCAAUGAGCCUUCUGGGAGUUAAGAUUCAACACACACACAGAGAGAGAGAGAGAGAGAGAGAGGAGAAGAUGCAAGAGGGAGAAGAUCUGGUUUGGAGAUGGUUGAAUGGAAACACUGCAUGUCCAUCACCCCAGUGGGAGAACUGGAUGUUUGUGUAUAUGCUGUGUGUGAAUUCUGCUUGUGUUGUUGUUUUAACCCCUUAAUUUAUUGUGGUGUUCCUUAGGCCUGGUGGAAUAGGAUGUUCUCCAGUAGCUCUGGAUUCGUUCCCAUCCACUAAGCCAUGGUUUAUGCUGGCCAGUACAUGACCCAACAUGUAGCUCGACCAAGGUCGAUUAACCCUUUCUAUUAUAAGCCCCCACUCAAGAGUAUCUUUGACCCCCACCCCAACCCUGGCUUUUCUUAGAUGUUCCACAGGCCGGACCUGAUCUAGGCUGAGCCAGCCUCCCUGACGGUUGACAUAAAUAAACUAAGCCAGUUUAGUUAAUUCUAUAGCAAGCACUUCUAUUUUUUUUU